AUGCCCUUGCUAAGGAUCAUUUUUGAGAACCUGAGGUUCUGGCUCAACCUCAUCAGAUCAGUGAUUCGUGUCACUUUAAUCCCUUUAACUUUACUAUUGAUGUUUUAUGACUGGUUUCUUGAAGAUAUCAUAUAUUUUAGACAACUCACCGGCGCUGUAAUAAAAGAAAUCCUCCAUAUUUCUCCCUGUGUAUUUGGACUAUUCCGAUCCCUGGAAAUUGAAGAUCCCAAAUAUCCUACCCCCAAUCGAAUGGGCCCAUUGAAACGAGAAUCUGAUUUUUUUUUGAAAAAGUGUACGAAGAUUUUCAUGAAAUGUAAUGUUGGGCUUCAGAAUCUUGUUAAUGGUAGUUUGGGAGAAUUGAAAAAAAGAGUUGAAGUGUGUGGAAAGCGGUACAGGCAGGGUCUUAGAUUUUGGUAUUUGACCAAAGACACUGAAGACUGGAUAUUCCAUUACCCCAAAUGUUUUAUUAAACUCAUAAUAGCCAAGCUCCAGAGUGAACCAGUGGGAAAAAAAGGGGGUGGUGGUUUCGAUGAUGCACCAAAACUAAGAACUUAUAAUCUGCAAAAUAUGAGCCACGGAACGAAAAGAGGGAGUUUGGAGAUUGGAAACUCUAUAAAAAGAGUCUCUGGUGUUAGAACUUUACCACCUACUACUGUUGAAUUCGAUAAUGAGCUCAUACUUCCGACCCUGGCGCCACGAUCAAAAGACAAGGAGGUUUCUGCUUCUAUGUCCUUACCCUUGGGGACAAAAAGUAUAGAGAAUUGCUACUCCAUAUCAGAAGACAUUACUGGAAAUUAUAAUGGGAAAACAUUCAGGAGUAAAUUAAGGUUUCCGGUAUUGCGAUCCGCCAGAAAAGAGCCAGGCCCGUUAAUAAUCUCCCAUAAUAAAAUCGGUGACUAUAGUGAAGUCAAAAAAUCGAUUAUUUCUGUUAUUGAUAACAAUGCCUUUGAUGAUGGCUCUUUGGGGCCUGUUGUUGUUAGGUUGGCCUGGCAUUGUUGUGCGACUUAUGACAAAGACACUGGCACUGGUGGUUCCAACGGUGGAACCAUUAGACUUCCUCCAGAAUUAACAGAUGAUGGUAAUAUAGGUCUUCAGCCAGCAAUGCUAGUCUUAGAAAUAGUCAAACAACAAUUCCCUUGGAUAACGUACGCUGAUCUUUAUACUUUAGCUGGAGCUACGGCGAUUGAAGCCUUGGGUGGUCCCAAAAUUGAGUGGAAAUCUGGACGAACUGAUGUUUUAGAUACAAAAUAUGUUCCAGAAAAUGGUAGGUUGCCUAUUGGCAGUAAAAAUUCCGACCAUAUUAGGAAUGUUUUUGGUAGAAUGGGAUUUAAUGAUCAAGAAAUUGUAUGCUUAAUUGGUGCGCAUACUUUGGGAAGAACUCAUAAAAAAUAUUCCGGGUGGGAAGGUAAAUGGACUGAUGAUCCAAUUAAGUUUGAUAAUGAAUUCUACAAAGUGUUGUUGGAUAAUAACUGGGAAUGGAGAACUGUUCCUGAGACUGGCAAGUAUCAAUAUUUCCAACAAGGAAAUAAUGAUAUUAUGAUGUUACAAACGGAUAUGGAAAUGAUUAAAGAUUCAGAAUUUCAUCAAUGGGUUGAAGUGUAUGCAAAAGAUCAAGAUAAAUACUUUGAAGACUUUGCAAAAGUAUUUUCUAAGUUAUUAGAGUUGGGGGUUCAAAGAAAUGAGCAAGGGAUUGCAAUCAAGGCAAGGUAA
Messenger RNA from Saccharomycopsis crataegensis, 1710 nucleotides. RefSeq lists its product as uncharacterized. Gene Ontology annotation, biological process: response to reactive oxygen species; hydrogen peroxide catabolic process; cellular response to oxidative stress. Gene Ontology annotation, molecular function: peroxidase activity; heme binding. Bases 1 to 1710 code for a protein of 569 amino acids. NCBI's taxonomy places the organism in Eukaryota, Fungi, Ascomycota, Saccharomycetes, Ascoideales, Saccharomycopsidaceae. The transcript has a single exon. The record is from RefSeq and is a predicted model, not a curated record.